AUCUCACCUUGACUAUUGUAACUCCCUCCUCAUUGGCCUACCGAAUCGCAGGCUAUCCCCCCUCCAGUCUCGCUCCAUGUCUGUCAUCCCUCUCUGCCAAUCCCUACACUGGCCUCCACCCCUCUCUGCCAAUCCCUCCACUGGCUUACACCCCCUCUCUGCCAGUCCCUCAACCCAUCUCUGCCAAUCCCUCCACUGGCCUCCACCCCUCUCUGCCAAUCCCUCCACUGGCCUCCACCCCUCUCUGCCAAUCCCUCCACUGGCUUCCAGCCAUCUCUGCCAAUCCCUCCACUGGCCUCCACCCAUCUCUGCCAAUCCCUCCACUGGCCUCCACUCAGUGUCCUCCACCCCUCUCUGCCAAUCCCUCCACUGGCCUCUACCCCUCUCUGCCAAUCCCUCCCCUGGCCUCCACCCAUCUCUGGCAAUCCCUCCACUGGCCUCCACCCAUCUCUGCCAAUCCCUC
Molecule: messenger RNA, 463 nt
Organism: Staurois parvus
Lineage: Eukaryota; Metazoa; Chordata; Amphibia; Anura; Ranidae
Source: the annotation of a GenBank genome assembly